AUGGAGGGCACCAACACCCCUGUCACUAAAUCUGCAGCUGCCAAGUUAGUUAAGAGAAAUUUCCUUGAGGCUCUAAAGUCAAAUGACUUCGGAAAAUUGAAGGCCAUUUUAAUCCAAAGGCAAAUAGAUGUGGACACAGUUUUUGAAGUUGAAGAUGAGAAUAUGGUUUUGGCAUCUUAUAAACAAGGUUAUUGGCUGCCUAGUUAUAAAUUAAAGUCUUCCUGGGCAACAGGCCUGCAUCUCUCUGUCUUGUUUGGUCAUGUGGAGUGUCUUCUGGUGUUACUGGACCACAAUGCUACAAUCAACUGUAGACCCAAUGGGAAAACCCCCCUUCACGUGGCUUGUGAAAUGGCCAACUUGGAUUGUGUUAAAAUCCUCUGUGACCGUGGAGCAAAGCUGAAUUGCUACUCCUUAAGUGGACACACAGCUUUACACUUCUGUACAACUCCUAGCUCCAUUCUCUGUGCCAAGCAAUUGGUUUGGAGAGGGGCCAACGUGAACAUGAAGACGAACAACCAGGAUGAGGAGACGCCCUUGCACACAGCUGCCCACUUCGGCCUCCCUGAGCUGGUGGCCUUCUACGUGGAGCACGGUGCCAUCGUGGACAGUGUGAACGCCCACAUGGAGACCCCGCUGGCUAUCGCCACCUACUGGGCCCUCCGCUUUAAAGAGCAGGAGUACAGCAGGGACCACCACCUCAUCUGCCGCAUGCUGCUGGACUACAAAGCUGAGGUCAAUGCCAGGGAUGACGACUUCAAAUCUCCCCUGCACAAGGCAGCCUGGAACUGUGACCACGUGCUCAUGCACAUGAUGCUGGAGGCUGGUGCGGAAGCCAAUCUCAUGGAUAUCAAUGGCUGUGCUGCCAUUCAGUAUGUGCUGAAGGUCACCUCUGUGCGCCCAGCUGCCCAGCCUGAGAUCUGCUACCAACUGCUGUUGAACCAUGGGGCUGCUCGAAUAUACCCUCCACAGUUCCACAAGGUGAUACAGGCCUGCCAUUCUUGUCCCAAAGCAAUCGAAGUUGUAGUCAAUGCCUAUGAACACAUCAGGUGGAACGUGAAGUGGAAAAGAGCCAUCCCAGAUGAUGACUUGGAGAGAUACUGGGAUUUUUACCACUCUCUCUUCACUGUGUGCAGUAACUCUCCGAGGACUCUGAUGCAUUUAUCGAGAUGCGCCAUUCGAAGAACGUUGCACAACAGAUGUCACAGAGCAAUUCCUUUGCUUUCCCUCCCAUUGUCAUUGAAAAAGUACUUGCUUUUAGAGCCAGAGGGAAUCAUUUAUUAAGCCUUAUGAGACAGAAGUUCCCAAUCCUAGAUGUUUAAGUGGACUCACCGGGUAGACACAGUUUGCAUAAAUAAAACGGUACUUGGGUUGAUUAUAACACUUCAGGGAUUUCAAAACACUUCACAAACUCCAUGUCAUUAAUCCUAGGGUAUCAUGGUGAGGGGAAAUAAACAAGAAGUAAAGUUAAGGAAUUCUCAAAGACAAGAAUGGAUCCAGAAGGUACCGACAGCAGUGAUAACUAGUGUGUAUAGUGUUUUUACUUGGUGCCUGAUACAUUUUUGUAAAACUUUUCAUAUAUCAUCUCAAUUGAAAUGGGACCCAGGUUUUCUUACAACCAAUCUCGUUCUCUCCCUUGUCAGUAAUAAGUUUACAUUACUGUCGAGUUAGCAAAAUCAUAGGCUUUUGUGACUGGCCUCUUAAUCUCGGUGUCUUCCCCCACCCUCCCUCCUGCCACCAUAACCACUUAGCAGAGAGUACUGUCACUAGUUUUGCAAACUCCGAUCCCCACUCUAAGCUCUUUAACUUAUUUCUUGGUGAAGAGAGCACAUGAGCAUAGUCAAGGAGAUUUUGAGUUAAAUUUGAAACGAAAAGCAAAAUCUACCUAAUAGUCAAAAAAAGGACAUUUCAACCCAUGCUUAUUGAGCCAGAGACUGGAGAAACAAAGAUGAGUGUAAGGUGAGGACUCCUGCCCUCCAGAAUCUCACCGCUUAGUAGAGCAUCCGGACAUACGAGCAGAGAACUGCAGUGUCAAAUGUCAGGGGCAAGAGUACAGGUGCAGACUCAUUUUUAGCGCUUGUCUUUCAAAGUCGUGUUUCCGACCCGAAGUGUGGUUUUCCUUUGAAGCAUGAAUAUUAAGAGUGAAGGGACUGUGUGACGUAAAGGGAGCUCCUGCUGCUGUUAGUGUAAAUGUAUUCACUUUCAGUUUCUCCCAACAUCUAGAAACUUUUUUUUUAUUUUAGUAGGACUUCCUAUUCAGUGCUCCCCUCGGGAAAAAUAUUGCACACUCAGUGGCUUCCCUGUAUGCCACAAGAAAGUUUAGUAAAAGAUGUACCAGAAAGUGUGUGAAGGGAAGAACUUAAGUUGGUUACUUGGCCUCAUUGUGUACUACCCUGACAUUUCAGAGCAUCUUAGCUGGAAGAUGAGAAACCCUUUGCUAGCAAUGGCUGGCUACAGAAAGCAAAUCGAGAGACUUUUUGAAAACGGUAAAAGUUUGAAAGACUUGGAAAGAGAAGUGUGCCAAUCAGGCUUGUUAGUUAGUGGUUUGCAGAAAGUGAAAUAUAGUUAUUAACCUCUGGACCUCAGGGUUUGUGAGGCCAAGUUCGCUUCACUUUUUUGUUCUUGCUAAUCACUUUCAGAAAAGACCAUUGCCUCUUAGCACCAUUUUUUUAGAGGUUAGAGCAGAAGUAAUUAAGCACAAACAAAUCCAUUUGCCAGUUGUGGGCAGGUUUCUUUUAUUUGUGUGGUUCUUCAUCUUAUUUAACUUUAGAUGCUUGAGUUUUGAGUAGAGAUGAUGUCACAUAUUCCGUGAGCCCACCACCUAGACUGUGCUUGUAGACUGGGAUUUUCAUACGCCCUGAGCUCUGUAGGAAAAAUCAUGAGUAGGUGCAAUAACCUUUCUGGUUUUCUUCAGUUUUACUCAAAUAUUUUGAGAGGACUGUUCUGGACUAAAAUAAGAUCUAUACAUUGUGGAAUAGGUUGCUGAAUUUGUAUAAACUAGUCAUGUGAAACAUGGUCCUUCAAAAAAUGGUUUGCUUGCAGCAAGAGGUGCUGGGGGGAGACACAUGUUGCCCUCACCUUCAGGAAUAUUCUGGCCAAAACAUUUGUGAUGCACUGUCUUUGUCAAUAAAACUUAAUGCUGAGGGCAAGGGGAGAGGAUAUUCCUUGCAUUAGAAAACAUUUCUCAAUCUGCUUGCUUGUACUUAAACAUUUUAUGUUAAUUAGCACAUAAUACAAGCCUACUUGUUUUGAAUUGUUUACUUGUACAUUUAAAAGUUAUUUCUCCUCAUCUCUGAACUUUUAUUUAGAGGACUUAAAUAAAGCCCUCGUUUCCUUUCA
Neofelis nebulosa (Clouded leopard) is the source of this 3336-nucleotide messenger RNA. It is a transcript of the gene ASB4, whose product is annotated as ankyrin repeat and SOCS box containing 4. The record is from RefSeq and is a predicted model, not a curated record. The transcript has 5 exons. Bases 1 to 1281 code for a protein of 426 amino acids. Lineage: Eukaryota; Metazoa; Chordata; Mammalia; Carnivora; Felidae. Gene Ontology annotation, molecular function: protein binding. Gene Ontology annotation, biological process: intracellular signal transduction.